UCUCCGCCGCGCCUCACCCUUGCUCGAAGAGUUUUACAACAAAAGACAGACAACUCGGGGAAAGUGUUUUUUCAGCGGAGUUGCAUGGGAAUUUAAGACUAAACGGGAAGAGAACAAAGGGGAGGGACGGUCCGGGCUGAUGGAUCCACAGAUGAGAUAGCGCUCUGCCCCAUCUCUCCCCAUCCUUCCCCGGCGGACGGACGGCUCUUUUUCUUUCCGGAUGAUGUAACUGUUUUAUGACAGACCAAGCUUGGAUGUAUGCUCUGCUCAUAUUUCUCUAUAAUAAUCAACGCACGGUACGGUAAUAUCCAAAGGCACCCCCCUCCCCAGGUUUUAGGAGCCCGUGUGUCGGCUUGUGUGAGGGGGCUGAGCUCAGCGGGACGUUGCGCAGUGUUCCCCCAGAGGUCUGCGAGCGGUGGUGCAGUCAUGUGGCAGAGGAUUCAGAUUUGCUGCGCACUGUUUGCACUGUAUUCAGCGGCACCGCCUGCACACAUCAACCGCCUGGCGCUGUUCCCUGACAAGAGCGCCUGGUGCGAAGCCAAGAACAUCACGCAGAUAGUCGGGCACACGGGAUGUCAGCCUCGCUCUAUUCAAAACAGAGCUUGUCUGGGCCAGUGUUUCAGUUACAGCGUCCCCAACACAUUCCCACAGUCAACGGAGUCUCUGGUGCACUGCGACUCCUGCAUGCCUGCCCAGACACAGUGGGAAGUGGUGACUCUGGAGUGCCCGGGCAAUGAAGAGUCUCCUCGUGUGGAUAAGCUGGUGGAGAGGAUCUUCCACUGCAGCUGCCAGUCCUGCAAUAAGGAAGGUGCCCAGGAGGGGGCAGUGAUGCAGCUCUAUCCAGCAGACAACGGCCUGGACUCUCCGUCUUUAUCUGACACCCUCAGUGGGGCUCAGUCUCACCCUCUGCCCCAUUCAGACACGCACUCUAAGCAUGGUCACCCACACACAGAUCAUCACACACUACCACAUACAUCAGAUGGAGGGUAGGUCUGUCAUUUGUCUGUCGGU
This is a messenger RNA of Scomber japonicus (chub mackerel), 1011 nucleotides long. It is a transcript of the gene nbl1, whose product is annotated as NBL1, DAN family BMP antagonist. The coding region runs from base 259 to 990 and encodes 243 amino acids. NCBI's taxonomy places the organism in Eukaryota, Metazoa, Chordata, Actinopteri, Scombriformes, Scombridae. Gene Ontology annotation, biological process: animal organ morphogenesis. Gene Ontology annotation, molecular function: receptor ligand activity; BMP binding. The transcript is spliced from 4 exons. The record is from RefSeq and is a predicted model, not a curated record.